AAUUAAUAUAUGUUUUAUAAAAUGUCAUAAAACUGGGGCCCCCCUGGCACCAUCUCAGGGCCCCCAGUUUGAGAACCACUAAGACACACAGCCAAUAAAAGCCGGGGUCAGAUUUUUGUCACUGACCUAUAUAUUCGACUACAGAUAAACAGAAUAGAGUUACAAAAUCAGAAAUGAAAUCACAGUUGACAACCGCACCCAGGGCAAAGAGCGAUAUUCAAACGACCAAGACGGACGUCACGUGAUGUCGUAAGGUGGAGUUGAUCUAAUACAACGGCACAAACAGCAGUGCUGUGACUAAAAUGUAAAAAUUAUUUUUUGCCAGCAGCGGGUGAAUGAAAGACAAUGGCAUCGACUCAGCUUCAGGAAACGGUUAAAGAUGCUCCAGACCACAUCGACAGCAGCUCUUCUCCUCACACAGGAGUCAAUCUUGAGAUGAAAGCUGACAGAAGUGCAACUGUACUUGCUCCUGUACUUUCUGGAAACAUGAUAUCAGGCGUAAUAAAUAUUAGCUAUAACUCAAACCCUUCAAACAAAGAGCGACAAGAGUCCCCAGAGACGGAUGAAAAACACUCAGUAAAACAAGUGGACUUAAUGCAUUUUUUGAAAAGUCACAAAGCCAACAUGAAAGACAAGGCACAGCGUAUUUUUGAUGUCAAAAAGGAAGAAGAAACAUAUCUGAAGGAUGUUUACACAGAGCUCUUUAUCACAGAAGGUGAUAUUAAAGGAGUCAAUGAAGAACACGAGAUUCUGCAGAUUGAUGAAGCUUUCAAGAGUAAAAAACAACAGGACAGACCAAUCCACUGCAAUGAUAUAUUCAGUUCACUGAGACAAAGAACAACAAAUAAAAAGGUUGUACUGACCAAAGGCAUCGCUGGCAUUGGAAAAACUGUCUCUGUACACAAGUUCAUCCUGGACUGGGCUGAAGGAAAAGCCAAUCAGGAUAUAGACGCCAUAUUCCUGUUUCCAUUCCGGGCAAUUAAUUUGAUUAAAGAUGAAAAGAUCAAUGUCCAGCAGCUUUUAAGUAAAUUUUAUCCUGAUCUGAAAGAUAUGAGUAAAACAAAUCUAUACAAGAAGUGUAAUCUUGCAUUUAUUUUUGAUGGACUUGAUGAGAGUCGAUUACCUUUAAAUUUUAAAAGCACAAUACUGGACGAUGUUAAGGAAAGAUCAUCUGUAGAUGAAUUGUUCACAAAUCUGGUGAAAGGUCAUCUGCUUCCAUCAGCUCUUGUCUGGGUGACCUCCCGACCAGCAGCAGCCAAUCAAAUCCCUUCAGAGUUUGUAGGUUUGUUCACAGAGGUGCGAGGAUUCACUGAUCAACAGAAGGAAGAGUACUUCAGAAAGAGAAUAUCAGAUGAGUCUCAGGCCUCCAGAAUUAUCUCACACAUCAAAACAUCUCGUAGUCUUUACAUCAUGUGCCACAUUCCUGUCUUCUGUUGGAUUACAGCUAUUGUUCUUCUGGAAACUCUCAAUGAGAACAAGACAGAAGAGAUUCCCACAACACUCACUGAAAUGUACAUUCACUUCCUUAUAAUACAGAUGACCAUGAAGAACAGGAAACAUGAAGAUUUUGAAAGAAACUAUGCAAAGUUGUUGGAUUCAAAUAAAACAAAGAUUUUAAAAUUGGCCAAGCUAGCUUUUGAACAGCUAAAGAAGGGAAACACUAUGUUUUAUGAAAAAGAGCUGAAAAAGUGUGAUAUUGAUGUAAAUGAAGACACACCUGAGUCCACAGGAAUGAUCACUGAGAUCUUUAAGAAAGAAGCUGGACUUCAUGAGAUGAAGGUCUUCUGCUUUGUACAUCUGAGUGUUCAAGAGUUCCUCGCUGCACUACAUGUGUUCAUGAGCUACCUGAACAAGAACCUGGAGGAGCUUCAGUUUUUUUUCAAUAAUUUAUUCUUUUUUAGAAAGAUCCUCAAAAAAGUAACUUUGCAUGCCUUACUGAAGAAAGCUGUUGAUAAAGCAAUAAAUAGUGAAAGAGGUCAUUUUGACCUUUUCUUGAGGUUUCUGUUGGGCAUUUCACUGGAAUCUAAUCAGAAACUGCUUAAUGGGUUGUUUAAUGUCACUGUGAACAGCACAGUGAGCAUCACAAAAGUUAAAGAGCACAUUAAACAAUUACAAAACCACAACAUCCCAGCUGAAGCUUCAGUUAAUUUAUAUUACUGCCUACUUGAGUUAAAAGACAAAUCAUUACAUGAGGAAAUCCAGCGAUACCUGAGUUUAGGUGAUCAUUCAGGAAGAGAACUCUCAGCUUCAAUGUGUUCAGUGUUGACCUACAUAAUGCUGAUGUCAGAUGAGGUGAUGGAUGAGUUCGACAUAAAUAUGUACAACACAUCACCUGCAAACUACAUGAGACUGAUCCCAGCUGUGAGAUGCUGCAGAAAAGCUGAAUUGACAGACUGUACUUUCUCUGCGGAGUGCUGUGAAAGUUUAUCAUCAGCUCUACAAUCAUCAAACUCUCCGUUGAGAGAGCUGAACCUGAGUUACAAUAACCUGCAGGAUUCAGGAGUGAAGCUGAUCUCCGAUGGACUGAAGAGCCCAAACUGUAAACUGGAGAUACUGAGAUUAUGUGACUGCAGGGUGACAGAAGUAGGCUUUUCUUAUCUGGCUUCAGCUCUGAGGUCAAACCCCUCUCACAUAAGAGAUCUGGAUCUGAGCUUCAGUCACCCAGAUGUCUCAGGAGUAAAGCUGCUUUCUGCACUACUGGAAGAUCCAUGCUGUAGACUGGAGAAACUCAAAUUGACAGGCUGUGAUCUCACUACUGAGUGCUGUGCAAUUUUAUCAUCAGCUCUACAAUCAUCAAACUCUUAUCUGAAAUUGCUGGACCUGAGUUUAAAUCACUUACAGGAUUUAGGAGUAAAACUGAUCUCUGAUGGACUGAAGAGCCCACAAUGUAUACUGGAGAAAUUGAGAUUAUAUGGCUGUAAAUUGACCGAGCACGGCUUUUCUUAUCUGGCAUCAGCUCUGAAGUCAAACCCCUCACACCUAAAAGAGUUGGAUUUGAGCCAUAAUCUCUCAGGAGCGUCAGGAUUGAAGCUGCUUUUUGAUCUUGUAAAAGAUCCAAACUACAGGCUAGAGAAUCUUGAAGACCUGUGAUCUCACACUGGAUUCAAGCACAGCACAUAAUGAGGAGCUAUAAGAGAUUGAAUGUGUGUGUUCAGGUUUUGUGUAGAGAGACGCUGUCUCAACACUGUUACUGGGAAACUGAAUGAAGUGGAUUGAUGAAUCUGCAAAAAGAUGGAGUAUUGACUUAAGUGGAUCAAGUCUGUUUGGUUUCUGGCACAAUAGGCUUUAUGCCCAGCUGCACUACUUCCUGAACUUCAGCCAGCUCCUUGUUUCCUGU
This is a messenger RNA of Misgurnus anguillicaudatus (oriental weatherfish), 3337 nucleotides long. Its product is annotated as NACHT, LRR and PYD domains-containing protein 3-like. The record is from RefSeq and is a predicted model, not a curated record. Gene Ontology annotation, molecular function: protein binding. NCBI's taxonomy places the organism in Eukaryota, Metazoa, Chordata, Actinopteri, Cypriniformes, Cobitidae.